AGUGAGUGAGUGAGUCCCGGAGCGGUCGGUCAGGAGAAGAUUAAGCGGCAGAAAAAUGAAUACCAGAGGACUUAGGUCAGAGAUGAAGGAGAGCAUCCCUGGGGAACUCAAUCCUUAUGCAGAAUCCUUUGGUGUACAUGACACACUUCGUAGAGGAUUCACAAAUGUCAAGUCAGAACUUUUGCCAAGUCAUCCUCUGGAGAUUUCAGAAAAAAAUUUUCAGCUCACUCAAGAUAAAAUGAAUUUUACUACUCUGCGAAAUAUUCAAGGACUGCAUGCACCACUAAAAUUGCAAAUGGAAUACAAAGCAGUACAGCAGGUCCAACGUUUGCCUUUCCUGAUGAGUUCAAAUAUUGCACUGGAAACUCUGCGAGGAAGUGAUGAGUGCAUUGGCUUUGAAGAUGUGCUGAAUGAUCCAUCCCAAAGUGAAUUCAUGGGAGAACCUCAUCUUAUGAUGGAAUACAAACUUGGUUUAUUGUAAUCAUAAAAUAAAACUCCUAAGUAUGUUUUAAAAAGAUUGGUAUCCCUUUCUUCUGCUAUACAGAAGCUGUUUUGAAUAUUUCUGGAACAUCCAAAACAGUCUUGCAAAAUGUUCUUGAUAAGACUUGAUAAAAUGUGAUUUAAGAUUAAAUUAAUUAGUGUACAUCACAUUUUAAAAAGACAAACCAAACUUAAUGCUGAAUGGAAACCAUCUAAAGAGUUAAGACUUUCAGGAAUAUUAUUUUGUACAAAGACUAAAACGCUUAGUUUUCACCUAGUUCAAGAAGAAUGCUGCAGUUUAAGCAUAAAAUGGUAACCUUCUGAAAUAUUAGUAUUACUGCCUUGUGAUGAAUAUAUUAAAUCAGAGUUGUAAAGUACACCUGUUUCAUGAUACCCAAUAGUUUGAACAUUUGAAUACUCUUAUUGCAUAAAUGAGUUACAGACUUGUACUCAGUUCAGGUUUUUUAAGUUCUUUUGACGGAAUAUUAUCUCAUUAAUUUGUGUCUUAACUGAUUGAUCAGGAUUGGAUGACUUUUGUCAAGAUGCAGUGUAACAAAAGCAUAUGCAUUGUGGUACAUUUCUACUCAAAAGUAGUUUGCUUAAUUUAUGUGGAUAAAAGUAUUUGACACAUCUAUUGGAUUAAAAAUCAGGAUUCUGUCAGAAAAUGUAAUAGUCGUCAGUAAAUUCCAGGUAGUUGAUUAUGCUUUUUCUAUUGACAGUUUUGAUCUAUUACUUAAAUACCCAAAUUUUCUAUAUUCUAGAAGUCAAAAUUAAGUUUCUGUUUUACUAAUUUCAUGGCUGAUUUCGGUUUUUGUUUCCUGUUUUGCAAUCUCUCUGGUUAUUUAAACAAAAAUGUACUUUUUUUAAAUGAACAAUAAAGUGGGUACAAAAUGCAUU
Messenger RNA from Callorhinchus milii (elephant shark), 1377 nucleotides. RefSeq names its product proteasome maturation protein (gene pomp). The record is from RefSeq and is marked provisional. Lineage: Eukaryota; Metazoa; Chordata; Chondrichthyes; Chimaeriformes; Callorhinchidae. Gene Ontology annotation, cellular component: cytoplasm; nucleus. Gene Ontology annotation, biological process: proteasome assembly.